AAGCUCUUCGCCCCAAGUCCACUUCCCAAGGCGGUGCUAGUUGUCAUAAAAUAGCAGUGCUCGUGGGAAUCUGGACUUUCCCUGUUCCUUCUGUGACUUCCAACACAAAUCUCUGUUUGCACAACGUCGGAAGGCAUUCACUGCUGCUUUGUGUGUGGUUUUCUGACUGCAGAUCUUCGUGCUAGAUAGUUUCAUUUCUGAUCGUGUGAUUGGUCUAAGGUAGGAAGGCACUCACUGCUGCUUUCUGUGUAGUUUUCUGAUUGCAGAUCUUCGUGCUAGAUAGUUUCGUUUCUGAUCAUGUGAUUCGUAUAAGGUCCGCAGCUGUGUGGGCAAGAGUUGGAUAUGAGUGCCGGACUAGACAGACUUGUCAUAAUCGAGCUGCUUCGAGUUCCCAAACUGUAGGUCGCUGUGAAAUUGUUCAAACCUUGACUGCACUUCGAUCGGCCGGAGGAAAUUGUUCUCUGCAUCAACUGCGCUUAUUUAGAGACUUCUUCUUCUUCGGUUGCCGCCUGACUGAGCAUCGCAGGUCUUCCUCGACAUCAUCUCAUCUGAGUCAGGAGAAAAAUCGACUCACCUGUGAAUGCCGGACGGCUUCUUUGUGACCAUGGAGAAGUCCGAAAGAGAAUCCAUUUGCAGAGAUGCUGUUCUAGCAGUGUUGGAGAACAAUUGGGAGAGUUUCGCUUCGAAAUUGAACGAUGAUAUGGACUGCUCGGCCCAAUCCAAAAUGGAAAUGGUUGCUCCAGUGCUUGCUUCGAUGUGUGCCUUGACCUCGUCUUCACCAGCAACUUGGUGGUCCAAGGCAGGAAGUAAAACUUCCUGUGGAGCAUAUGCUUCUGAUUAUGCACCACCUAAUCGAUUCGUGAGAAGAAGGCACCAGCCUCAGGGGGGAUCUGCUUUCGACUCGACGUCUGUUUCUUUCCCUUUCCGACCAGACCGACAUAUGGCCAGCUAUCCAGCACCUGGAGAAUCUCACCACAAGAAAGCGUGAUGCUCUCGACAAAGAAUCUCCUCCAACAGCCUUCUUUCGGUAUUCUACGCGGGAGUCAAUGCACAUACACGAUGUAUACGGGAUCGACUUUGUCAUCGACUUUGGCUUCUGAGUUGUAGUAGUGCUACUUGUCAAGCGGAUCAUACUGCUCGGGAGCAAAACGAACUCGCGUACAGGUUGCAGGAAAGAUAGGCACGCAGACCUCUGCGGUCGAUUGCAUAAACAUCGUGUUUGAUGCAACCGUUCGAGGCAGUCCUCUUGGACUUACCUAGAUUUUGGACAGAGGAUUCCACAGCACAUGAUGAUGAUGAUGAUGAGGAGGAGAGCUGAAACAAGUUCGACCUUGGGAUCUAGAGAAGAUUGUAAAUCAUAUCCAUCAGACUUGCACAGUGCAAAUUUUAUUGCCAAGUGUAUUCUGAAGUAAACCGAUACAUGUUGAAGUAUUCAACGUUUCCUCCUGUUUCGUCAAGAGGC
Molecule: messenger RNA, 1462 nt
Organism: Marchantia polymorpha subsp. ruderalis
Lineage: Eukaryota; Viridiplantae; Streptophyta; Marchantiopsida; Marchantiales; Marchantiaceae
Source: the annotation of a GenBank genome assembly